AUGCUGCUUCCUGGUCCACCAAUCGCGAAAUCCAAAAAGUCAUUCCGUCUUUCGGAGCUGUUACUGUCCGACCAAUUCGCGAAGAGAGCAGACCACUCUGCACUGCCACGGACACGUAACCUUCCCACGCAACACACACCAUUCAUUUUGGCACAUAGUUCUGAAAUACUCGCUAUGCAGUUCACCAUCAUCGAAAAGGACGCGCUGGACUCUGUUGACUGGAAGGAUCUGAUCAACCUCAGCUGGUCGCAAGAGGUGUCUUCUGUGCGAGACUGGGCACAGUAUAUUCACGCAUUUCCCACCAAUGUCACCGAAGUCAGCAGCAUCGACCUGAUCAUCACACGAUUUAACUUGGUGAUCAAGUGGUGUGUUUCUUCAGUGCUGCUCUGUGGCACAUCGGAAGAGCGUGCUCAGUGCAUUACGAAGUUUGUACAUAUUGCGACACAUUCACAUCGCAGUCUACGCAACUUUGCCACGACAGCACAAAUCACGAUAGCUUUGCUCUCUUCGGAUCUCUCUCGUCUCAGUACCACGUGGUCUAAGGUUGCACAGGCCGAGAAAGAUGCCCUCCGAAGUCUGGAAACCUUGGUCAGCCCAAUGCGCAACUUUGCUGUGCUGCGUGCCGAAAUGGAGAGUGCUGCAGCCGAGCUCAGCGAUGACGAGGUCUUGACCGGCAAGGGAGUGAUUCCAUUCCUUGGUGUCUACACUCGCGACCUUGCACUCAAUGCUCAGAAGCCAGCGUUCAUCACGCCGGCUGGAAGGGUGUCAACAGACGGAUCGCACGAGAAGCUCGUGAACUUUGAGCGCCACCGCACUACUGCAUCGAUCGUCAAAGGAGUACUGCGUCUACUGGAUGCCAGUUCGAGAUAUGCCAUCAAAGCAGAUGCCGAGAUUCUGACCAAAUGCCUUUGGCUAGCAGCACUUGCCGACAAUGAGAUUGCUGAGCUCAGCAAGGGACUAGAAAAAUGA
This is a messenger RNA of Aureobasidium namibiae CBS 147.97, 969 nucleotides long. RefSeq names its product ras GEF. The record is from RefSeq and is a predicted model, not a curated record. Gene Ontology annotation, biological process: positive regulation of GTPase activity; Ras protein signal transduction. Gene Ontology annotation, cellular component: plasma membrane. NCBI's taxonomy places the organism in Eukaryota, Fungi, Ascomycota, Dothideomycetes, Dothideales, Saccotheciaceae. Gene Ontology annotation, molecular function: guanyl-nucleotide exchange factor activity. The transcript has a single exon. Bases 1 to 969 code for a protein of 322 amino acids.